Sander lucioperca (pikeperch) is the source of this 5293-nucleotide messenger RNA. It is a transcript of the gene fubp1, whose product is annotated as far upstream element (FUSE) binding protein 1. Gene Ontology annotation, molecular function: mRNA binding. Lineage: Eukaryota; Metazoa; Chordata; Actinopteri; Perciformes; Percidae. The transcript has 19 exons. Gene Ontology annotation, cellular component: cytoplasm; nucleus. Gene Ontology annotation, biological process: regulation of DNA-templated transcription. Bases 99 to 2117 code for a protein of 672 amino acids. The record is from RefSeq and is a predicted model, not a curated record.
GUUAUCGCGAGACUUUGUUUUACCGCGAGUUUUCCUGUCGACAUCCCGUGAAUGUAACCGGCCAUCUUGUCGCGCCGAAGAGGAGAAGAGCAGUAGAUAUGGCUGACUACAGCAGCGUGGCUCCCCCUUCCUCUAACGCCGGCGGUGGAAUGAACGACGCUUUUAAAGACGCUCUACAGCGAGCACGACAGAUUGCAGCGAAGAUCGGUGGUGAUGGCGUUGCGGCACCCCCAACAAACGAGUUUGGCUACGGCGGCCAGAAAAGGCCCCUGGAGGACGCUGGUGGGUAUUUUCCCAUGCCUAACCUGAAUAUCGACCAACCAGAGACGAAGAAAGUGGCUACAAAUGACGCCUUUUCAGGAAUGGGAGGAAUGGGUGGUCCAAGGUCAAUAUCAGAGGAAUUCAAGGUUCCAGAUGGAAUGGUUGGAUUCAUUAUUGGAAGAGGAGGUGAACAAAUCUCACGUCUGCAGCAAGAGUCUGGAUGUAAGAUACAGAUUGCGCCUGACAGUGGAGGAAUGCCAGAUCGGUCGGUGACAUUAACAGGAGGACCAGAAUCCAUCCAGGCUGCAAAGAGGCUACUAACAGAGAUAGUUGAGAAGGGGCGCCCAGCUCCCGCAUUCAACCACAACGACGGCCCGGGAAUGACGGUCCAGGAGAUUAUGGUCCCUGCCUCUAAAGCCGGACUCGUCAUUGGGAAGGGAGGAGAAACUAUCAAAAGUCUUCAGGAAAGAGCGGGAGUGAAGAUGGUCAUGAUCCAAGACGGACCCCAAAACACAGGUGCAGACAAGCCACUCCGCAUUUCAGGAGAACCCUUUAAAGUUCAGCAAGCCAAAGAGAUGGUGAUGGAGCUGAUCAGAGAUCAAGGCUUCAGGGAGCAGAGGGGCGAGUAUGGUUCACGAGUUGGAGGAGGCGGAGGAGGUGGUGGUGGCGGAGGAGACAGCUUGGAUGUUCCCGUCCCCCGGUUUGCAGUGGGAAUUGUUAUUGGCAGAAAUGGAGAGAUGAUCAAGAAAAUACAGAAUGACACAGGUGUCAGGAUUCAGUUUAAACCAGAUGAUGGCAGCACGCCGGACAGGAUAGCACAGAUUAUGGGUCCCCCUGACCAGGCUCAGCAUGCAGCAGAAAUUAUAUCCGAUCUGCUGAGGAGUGUCCAGGCCGGCGGGCCUCCAGGGCAUGGUGGUGGUGGCAGAGGUCGUGGUCGCGGGCAGGGGAACUGGAACAUGGGUCCCCCUGGUGGACUGCAGGAGUUCACCUUCACUGUCCCAACCAUGAAGACUGGCCUCAUCAUUGGAAAAGGUGGGGAGACAAUCAAGGGCAUCAGCCAGCAGUCCGGAGCCAGGAUCGAGCUGCAAAGGAAUCCUCCACCCAACGCUGAUCCCAACAUCAAAAUGUUCACAGUUCGGGGCUCCCCUCAGCAGAUCGACUACGCCAGGCAGCUGGUGGAAGAGAAAAUUGGGGGACCAGUCACUCCAAUGGGUGGCCCACACGGUCCACACGGAGGUCCAGGCCCACAUGGUCCUCCUGGACCCCCUGGACCUCCUGGGGCUCCCAUGGGUCCAUACAACCCCGGACCAUACAACCAGGGGCCUCCAGGACCCCAUGGUCCACCAGCGCCGUACCAGCCUCAGGGAUGGGGCAAUGGCUACCCACACUGGCAACAAGGACAACCUGAUCCAAAUAAAGCAGCAGCCGAUGCCAACGCAGCAGCGUGGGCAGCCUACUACGCUCAGUACAGCCAGCAGCCGCAGGCUCCCAUGACCCCGACAAGUGGAGCUCCUGGCACGACUCAAACCAACGGCCAAGGUGACCCACAGGCUGCAGGUCAGAGUGGACAGGCAGAUUACUCCGAGGCCUGGGAGGAAUAUUACAAGAAAAUGGGUCAACAGAGUCAACAACCUCAGGACUACACAAAAGCCUGGGAGGAAUAUUACAAGAAACAAGGUCAAGCAGCCCCUCAGGCCACAGCAGCAGCAGCAGCAGCCGCUUCCCAGCCUGGAGGCCAGCCAGACUACAGCGCUGCCUGGGCGGAGUACUACCGCCAGCAGGCCGCUUACUACGGCACAGCCAACCCUCAGACGAUGGGUGCAGCACCACAAGCCCCUCAGGUACACCCCCGAUAAGAAUCUGCCCGCCACAUCCACUGAAUACUCAAUUAUUUUGUGCCCUAACAGCCUUCCUUCCUCAGGUUUUACAGGGCUCCGGUGACUGCAGCAGCUUACACACUUAACCAAAACUAUUUCCUCCCUAAACAGGUUUUAAUUUAUUUUGGGAAGCUGAGUCCACUGUUUCUGUUGUUAACAUGCAAUGUAUCUUCUAUGUAUUUCUUCUGCACAGGGCCAGUAAUGUGAAGUGGACAUAAAGUAAAUGCUACAUUGUCGAAACAAAAUCCUUUGUUUAAUGUUUGGAUGCAGACGCCUUGAUGAAGAUCUUAAAUUUCCUUGGUUUGAAAGUGUUUCACAUAGAUGGCAGAUUACCCGGCGAACACGUCCUCUUCCUUUUUUUUUUUUUUUUCUUUUUCUUGUAAAUGCUUUGUUUUUAGUGAGGUAAUUAUACAUAUGGUCAUUCCAGCCCUGUAUCUACAUUAAAUGUGGUUAGAACUCAUGUUUAUUAAACUGUAGACAUUACCAUGUAAAUCAUCUCAGUUUUAAAAUGCUAUUGCCUGUUGUGUUUUUGCAAUAAAACAAACUGAAACCUCCUUUGUUGGUAAGUUGGGGUGGUUUUAAACCAAAAGGGUUAAGAGGAAUUUCUGUAUGUUUUUAUUUUACGGGGGGCAAGUUUGAAACGCAGGCCAUGUUAAAUUGUCCAAAAUGGUUGACUCAAAAGUUGUGCUGUCCUGUCUCUCUCCAACUGUCUAUAAGGCUCUUAGAUACAUUAUGUGCGUGCAAUGAUCCUGAGUGGUUCAGACCAACAAACGUCCUUGUUGAUAGACCUUUUUUUACACGUGUUUCCUGACUUUGCUCUGACUUUAGCAGUAGACAGAUGUUUGUCAUAAGAAAGUCGACAGGUAUCUAUGUACCGUAACUCAUGCAUUAACUGCGUUGCUGUGGCACUCUUCUUCUUUUUUUUUUUUCUUUUGAAAAUUUUGCCUGGUUUGCUGACAUUGUUGAGGUAGUAUGCUCUGUAUUUUGCCUUGAUAUAGACACUUCCUCCUCCACAGGAAAGUUUAGUAAAGCGGUAAGCAAGUAUUCUUCCUUAACAUGUUCCUCAGAAAACGUGGUUGCAAGAAAUGUUGCAUUUUUAGUGUUAUAUAUAUUUUGUGGUGUUCUUCUUCCAGGACAGUCAGGUAAAUUGCCACUGUAUCGAAAAUGCAUUGAAACGUUUGUCUUGCCCAUUUCAAAUUGCGAACUAACUCACAUGUAUAAAUUUGUUUUUAAAAGAAUGUUUUUUUAAUAUAAAAACAUUGCAAAAUCGCCAUUGCUGUCCCCAUUCUGUUAGUGUUUAUCGAAUAUAAGAACAUAGAUGUUGUAGGGUCGGGGGUGGCUAAGCAGUCUUCAUCCAUCAGUUGAGCCCUCCUAUACUGUAAGUACAAAACUGUGACUGACUUUGAGAGAAACGCCUUAUUUGAUGCUUUACAAACUGCCAAAGAUGUAGUAUUUUUGUCAAAUAUUGCCAUUUUCCCUAUGUCUCUGGGUAAGUAUGAAAUGUUCUGAGGAGAGGAAUAGUACUUUAGAAUCUUGUACCACAUAUUUCUGAGACUUAUUUCCCUUUGACUACAUUAAGACUUUGAAUCUUAACAGUAUGUUGAUACUUGUUAGAUUGUUAGACUUUGUGUAGGUAGCAUUUCAUUGCUAGUUGGAUUUCUGAACUGAGUUUGAAUGUCAGCACUCUUAUACUGUUGGUAGGAACUGUUUAAGGAUGCCCAUGUGGUUUUUUGCGUUUUGAAUAUCUGAACUGCUAAGUGCCAUUGUCUAGUUGAGACUGUCAUGUUUUUAAAUGCCAUUUAUUGCAUCAUAUUGCUUUCAAAAGUCCUACUGCAUAACUUCAGUGUAGCAUGCUUAGGAUUCUUCUGCUGUUAUUACUUUUAAUGUCCUAUAUGAGCAUGUGGAAUGCUAGUAGCGGGAGUGCUUCUGACUAGCCCAGUAUUAUGACAUUUUCUGAAUGAGCACUGUUGUGAAAGGCUGUUAAUUUUAAGCAUUGUUCACUGAUGGCAAACAGUGCAAUAUAUCUGAUCUUUGCAGUGUCGUCCCAGACCUUGCACCUUAGGUUCUGCUGCAAUAACACAGGUAAGCGAAACCUAAGGAAACCAGUGUUUUUGUCCAGUGACAUGACCAAUUUACAUGCAAAGAAAUGCUUACCUGUGUCUUUAACAUGCCUCAAUGCAUUUUAUGCUUAGUCGUGAAGAAAUGUCCAGGAUAUAUCGAAGUAUGAACAGCCCUUUAAGAUAUGCUUUCAUGAAUGAACUGCAUGACAUGAGCUGUAUGACUUGUUACAUGAAGUUUGACUUUUCAAAAAGUGACUUUACCCAGAAAUAGUUGCAUAGGCUCACUAAGGAAAUGUCAUUGUCGUAUGUGCUUAAUAUUUGAUGAUAGCCUUAUCUUUGCAUCCUGGUAAGUCUGAUGGCGACUGUGUAUCGAUGCUUUAGACAACUUUGAUACUGGUAUAUCAAAACUGCAUGCCAUGCCAACCUGUUGCCAGAAGUUAGCAAUGUGCUCAACCGCUAGAUCAAGAAACGGUGAAAUACAUGAUUUUUUUUUUUUCUGUCGUGGUGUGAAUCUGCCCUCAAGUGCAGUGCAAAUCUACUAUUGAAACUUCACUUCUCGCUCACAGUGUUGGAGGACGCUGCAAGCUUAGGUCAUAGAAUCAGGCCCUGUCGUAGUUUGUCCCCAAAAGGAGGAAUCCUUUGAGUCAAUCCCCACUGCUGAACGUAGACCGUUCAAGAGCUCCAGUGAUAAGGUAAAACAGCAACGCAAUGAAAUUUAAAUUCUGUGAUUGCAAAGUGUUGGUCAGAUACAUGUUUUUCAGCUCGGACCGACUGUUUUUAUAACCAUGAUGCCAUAGUGUAUUUAGAGUUGUCUGAUGGUUUAUUUUGUCGCUUGAAUGCAUUCAUCAGUGACCUUUAGUCAAUAGGAAUGUGCUUUAGAAAGUUGGAUGAGGACAGGAAGUGAUGUACUUUAAAAUGACUUGCACAGUUUUAUUGGCAGUAAAAAUUUGGGGGUUAUUUUUAAAUCACUUUUCUCUGUAGUUAAAGGGUCACUUACUGUUUCUGUUCAUCUGUACAUGUGAGAUGCUCAGUGUUUCAACACAGUUCGUGGGGGUGUAGAAGACAAAACAAGGAGCAUGCAUUAGAGGUAAAAAA